Molecule: messenger RNA, 3328 nt
Organism: Lethenteron reissneri (Far Eastern brook lamprey)
Lineage: Eukaryota; Metazoa; Chordata; Hyperoartia; Petromyzontiformes; Petromyzontidae
Gene: PAOX
Product: polyamine oxidase
Biological process (GO): spermidine catabolic process
Molecular function (GO): polyamine oxidase activity
Source: RefSeq, a predicted model, not a curated record
UCCUCGUGUCACUCCUCCCACUGCCACCGCCACUUGGUGUAUGCAGUAGCGGCGACUUGGUCAAUUUGUGCUGCGCGUCAAGUGUUCGCCAACGUGCCAAGUCCGACGAUUAUGGCAGCGGCGAGAAGAGACGCGAAGGUCGUCAUCGUCGGCUGCGGCAUCGCCGGCAUCGCCGCGGCCGAGAAGUUGCUGAGAUUCGGCUUCUCGGACCUCAUCAUCGUUGAGGCCACGGGUCGUGCCGGAGGCCGCAUUCACAGCACCAACUUUGGCAAAGGCAUUUUUGAGAUCGGUGCAAACUGGAUUCAUGGUCCCUGCAUGGAAAAUGCUGUAUUCCGUGUGGCCAAGAACCAUGGACUUCUGGACCAGAAUGCCCUGCUGGAAGAGAAUCAGCUCGUGGUGGUUGAGGGAAGGCCUCCACCUGGCGAGAGCGAGUAUCGCCUUCCAGGGGGUCAGCAACUCGAUGAGAAGAUGAUUGAGAGCUGCGAAUCCCUUUACGCUGAAAUCCUGCAACGCAGCAAGGCUUUUUUCCAGAGCGGAGAGCCUCUCCCCAAAGGCAUUAAAAGCAUAGGGGGUUUUGUAAAAGCAGAGCUCGUUGAAGCAUUGAAGAACGAACCGCCAGAGGAGCGAGCCAUCAAGUUGGCAGUGAUGAGCGAGAAGCUAAAGUUGGAGUGCGGUAUCACGGGUUCGCACAGCAUGGACGACGUGGACCUGCGGGCGUUCGGAGAGUACCAUGUCCUCCCAGGCCUUGACUGCACAUUGCCAAGGGGUUACCAGUCACUGACAGACAAAAUGAUGAACAUGGUGCCUCUGGGAUGCAUCAUGUUAAAUACACCUGUGGUCUGCAUUCACUGGCAACUGGAGCCCCAGAAGACGGACGGGAAUACAAGACAUCACUCGGUCUGCGUAGAGUGCGAGGGGGGAGACAAGCUGUACGCCGAUCACGUACUAGUCACCAUACCUCUAGGCUACCUAAAGAAACACCACACCAUGCUCUUCAAACCGCAACUUCCUGCUGAGAAAGUCAGAGCUGUUCAGAAACUUGGCUUUUGUACCAACAAUAAGAUCUUCAUGGAAUUCGAGAAGCCCUUCUGGAAUCCCAGCUGCAAGUUGAUUGAGCUGGUGUGGCCAGAUGAGUCGCCUUUCAAGAAGAGGAAGGAAGCCUUUCGGGCCGAGUGGCAGCGCAAGAUAUUUGGCAUUCAAGUUCUGCAUCCGCCUGAGAGGUUUGGUCACGUUCUGUGUGGAUGGAUUGCUGGCAAGGAGUCAGAGUUCAUGGAAACCUUAACGGAAUCUGAAGUGAGGCAGAGGAUGCUUGAAUUGCUGAGGAACUUCACAGGCAAUCCCAAUAUCCCAGCUCCCAAGAGGAUGCUGAUUUCAAGAUGGAACAGUCACCCUUACACACUGGGCUCAUACUCCUACACAGCCCUUGGUUCCUCCGGUGACGACAUUGAGAACCUGUCGCAACCUCUGCCCUCCAGUCAGCAGCGCGGUGUACAGCCGCUGCAGGUGAUAUUCGCUGGGGAAGCAACGCAUCGGCAGUUUUACUCCACCACGCAUGGUGCCCUGGAGAGCGGCUGGCGAGAAGCUGAUCGACUAAUCAAACACUACAGCACCAGCAACAGCAGGCACUUGUCGAAUUCGAAACUGUGAGAUUUCCUACGCGAAGGUUUUACGCUGAAAUAUUAAAACCCCAGGCAGCGUAAACAAACGUUGUGCAUUUUCGGGUUGUGCCGUGCGUUGUUUGGCAUUAUCCGAAAACGCAUCGGAGUGCUGUACAGCAUAGAUGUGGAAACCUAUGCAGUGAGGGUAAAAACUAAAAUGCUAAUCUCGAAGUGUUUUCGAUUUUUAUAACAAAAAGGAUAUUCUACAAAAUCUUUCCACAUGUUUUUGAGAGAUUGAAAUAGUAAUUGAAAUAGUAGAAACUGUAGUGUGAUUAAAACUCUCCAUUACCUCCGUUGUCAUUUGCAAGCAAGCAAUGGAAAUGUUGAAAUAAACACAGGUUGAAUACGCAAAUAUUAUUGCAUGCAUACCCAUAUGGAUUCAGUUUCCCAUUGCAAAUAAAUGCAUAAUAUAGGUAAACAAAAGACUGUAGUACACUAUGGGCUUCAUGUUACACUUUGCCUAUGUCAUGUCAAUCCACUGCUGGAUGAACGCCUCCCAUACCUGCCGCCAUCUCCCGCGAUCAAUGUGUCGUGGCAUAGAAUAAUGGCGUAGCGGCAUAGCGCUGGCUGCUAGCAGAGAAGGGGAUCUGCGGCUUACGGCAGCCCUGACGUCAGCAGGCCACGUGACACACCAGAGGGGGAUCUAGGGGAAAGGUCACAGAAGGGGCGCACCAAGAACCCGCUGGUAGGUUCUAGAAAGGGGGCGUGGCCAGGGGCGCCAGGCCAUGCUGACAGUAAAAGAAGGGCCCCUGUAAGGGACCUCGGGGCUGUUGUGUGGAGUGGGAUCCCCGUGGUGCUGCUGAAGUCUUUGUCACCGUUCUUCUCGUCGUCUUCACCAUCCUUGUCGUCAUCGUCUCCAUCUUCACCAACUCGGGGCGUCACCAGUCAGGCAGCCUACCAACUGUAACUGAGUAACGUCGCCGACAAUAGACGGACGAAUUAUAAAGUGUUAACUCCGAUGGUGCUUGUUAAUAAAGAAGUGCCUCCAACUCUUACAGUCUCCGAGUUAGCCGCUACAAAUGUAACAGUCCUUCCAGCAUCUGCACAUUAGCUGAUUUUAUCGCUCUUAUUUAAUGUCCUUAAUGCCACUAAGGGUGCCCUUUCAAAUGUGUGAAAUGAGAUAUGGCAUAAAGCGCUUUCAGAUGCCCAAGAAUAAAGGCUGCUCAAUCAUCGUCAUUCUAGCAACGAAUGGGUAUGAUUUACAGGAAAUUAUUGAAGAACCCAAUGCAGAAGGCUGCUAAGUUGGGUUCAAGAUAUUUGAGUGGAUCAAAACUUAUUCACAACAGAAGAAAAUACCGUAACUAUUGGGAGGGCACAACGUGAAAAUAACCCAGUACAGUAGGUAUAGCUAGGACGAUUAUUGACACUGAUCAAGGUAAUACAGUAGAGGUGAGCAGCGAGUGCAGGAGUUGGCACUUUUAGAAAAAAAGGAAUGUUAUAACAAGCAUCAGACAUGUGCCAAAUAAACAAAAAAACAUUCAAAUCGGUGCAUAGCCCGUUGACAAAUUCGUUGUAAAAUAUUGACACUUGACAAAGAAAAUUAAGGAAAUCAUUCAACUGAUGCAUAUCGUCAAAUUACUGAUUACAAUUUUUGAUUUCAACGAGUGUGUAAAGUUCUGAUGAUUGUGUUGUUUCUGGCAUUUUAUGAUUAAAAAGUCUUCAGCAAAAUG